AUGUCAAGCAAAAUUACGUGCUAUCUGGAUUGCGUGUCGCCAUACUCAUACUACGCUCUACUGCAUAUUGAGAGAAACAGACAGGUCCUCGAAGCGCACCAUGUAGAGAUUGAUAUAGUACCCGUCUUCCUAGGCGGCAUCAACGUCGGCAGUGGAAACAAGCCACCCUGGACCCUCGACGCCAAAGCAAAGUAUGGCGCGUACGACAGCGCGCGAGCGAAGAAACACUUCGGCCUUCCGAAUCUACAGUCGCCGGAUUUCUUCCCUAUCCUCUCACUGCUACCACAGCGGGCAUUAUGUGCUGUGAAGGAAGCGCAUCGAGAGAAAUUCAUCGACAUCUUUUUUGACAUCUUCCACGCCAUGUGGGAGAACGGCAGGGAUGUCAGUAAGCCGGAGAUCCUUUUAGAAGUACUUCAGCUGCGUCUCAAAGCAGACGAAGCCAAGGAGAUCAUGGCCAAAGCAAAUAGCCCACCGUACAAGCAGAGGCUGAACGACAAUACCAAGGAAGCGCUCGACCAUGGCGCUUUUGGUUGCCCAUGGUUCUUCGUACGCAAUUCCAAGGGGGAAGAAGAGCCGUUCUUUGGUAGUGAUAGGUAUGUGUCUUCUUCACUAAAACUCACUUGUCCGUAUCUUGACUGGCAUCCUCGUAUGUCCGGCUAUGCAUAG
Messenger RNA from Alternaria burnsii, 666 nucleotides. RefSeq names its product glutathione s-transferase kappa 1. Lineage: Eukaryota; Fungi; Ascomycota; Dothideomycetes; Pleosporales; Pleosporaceae. Gene Ontology annotation, cellular component: peroxisome; mitochondrion. The coding region runs from base 1 to 666 and encodes 221 amino acids. Gene Ontology annotation, molecular function: glutathione peroxidase activity; glutathione transferase activity. The record is from RefSeq and is a predicted model, not a curated record. The transcript is spliced from 4 exons. Gene Ontology annotation, biological process: glutathione metabolic process.